UCGGUUUCAAGUUGGAACUGUUGAUGUUUGGUUUCUCGUUGAACAACGAUAGAUGGGUCUUCGACAGAGGAAGCAACAACUGCAAGAGCAGCCGCUCAGCACACAGUGCCACGAGCAGCAGCAACAGCAGCCUGACUGCAGUAGUCAUCAAGAAGAAAAAUUCUUCGAUGAGAAUGCCUCACAAAAGAUGACGACAAUGAAUCGGCUGGUUGCGUUGGUUUCCUUCCUCUGUGCAACAUGGGUGCUCUGCUACAUGCUGUUUUCCGGUAUCGACCCGGGCAGAUCAAUGUAUGCACGGAUGGCCGAUCGGGUAGUGGGAGAUCCCAAGGGAGGAGGCCAGAUAUUGCACCUUGCAUUUCCCGUCUUGAUUGCCGGGAGUUUGGCGUCUCUCUGCUGGACGUUGCCAUCUCUGUCGGUGUCUCGUCGCAGUGCAUUAUCAUCACUUGUAAGACAACAACUUCCCAACUGGAUCUAUCGAUGCCGGCAUCGACUCCUGUUUGUUGAAGGAGAGUGGAAGCUCGAUUUUUUGGCAUGGACUCUUAUCCUCGUCCCCAGCGUCGUUUUUGUCUUCAUGGUGGUAUACCGACAUAUGCAUGGGAAGGAGUUGGCUCUGGAUGAUCAAGUCUCGGUCACAUCCAACGCGUUUGGAGUCGUCGCAGAAGUGGUCGGAUCCUUCCUCAUGAUCCCCGUGGCUCGACAUUCCUCCCUCUUAAAAGUCGUCGGAUGGAGUCCAGCAAGGGCUGUUAUACUGCAUAUUUGGACGGGACGAAUAUUCAUCCUGGCCGUCAUUGUCCAUGGUUCCAUGCACAUGUUCCGAUGGGUUGGACUGUCCAACGAGAGUCUCGUGGGAAUGCUCGUGCCACCGUCGGGUUGUUGGUCCAUGAACUCGGAGACUUACAAUGCAGCACAACCUACCUGUGUCGAUGAGGACACUGACUGCACUUGCUACGAUAUCCAUCGAAACUUGACUGGUUUUCUGGCUGGCGUGGCACUCCUUGUCAUAUUGAUUACAAGUUGGUAUCCAAUUCGCCGUCAGUGCUACCGACUCUUUUACAUGUCUCAUGUCAUUGCGGCACCACUGGCAAUCAUACUCGUUGUGUUGCAUUGGAACAGGUCCAUUCUUUUCAUGGCUCCUAGUCUCAUCUACUAUACUGCGAGCUCCUUCCCCGUCUUCGUGGAGAGCUGGGGGCGGCAAUCGACUUCCAAAGGUGUGGAAGUGGUCUCAAUUGAUAGGAUUGCUUCCUUUGCGGACUGGAAAGGGAAGCAGGGCGCCAAUUCCAGAGGCACCAAUUCCACGCACUACAUUAGCUUAACGGUCAGAGCCACCGAAGCUGCUGUUCGGCAGUUCCGACCUGGUUACUACAUCCAGCUUCUGGCACCGGAUGUUUCCGCCAUCUCGCAUCCUUUCACCAUCAAUCUGGUGCCCGCUAGGCAUGAUCAGUUACGCAUCAUUUUCAAGGCCACAGGAAACUUUACCUUACAGCUCUCGCAAAGUUUGCAACCACAACCACAACAACCUCCUUCCUCCAGUCUUCCUCCCAUCUUCUUGGAUGGUUUCUUGGGAUCACCCAGUCGCGUUCGAGAAGUCCUUCAGCACGACGUGGCAACCAUGGUUGCCGGGGGCAUCGGAAUUACUCCGUAUCUGACAUUGCUUCAUCAUGUUCAUGACCUGUUGGCCCAAGCACCGCUAAACACCUUUGCCACCAAGCGAAUUGUACUGUUGUGGAUCUGCCGAGAUGCCAGCUUGGUCGAAUAUGUCCAGAGAGAAUACCUCCAACCUUUGCUGACUAGCCACAGUCACAACGACAAUGCGGAUUUCAAGAUCAAGAUUGUUGUGUAUCACACAGGGGAUCAUUCGAUGACAGCAAUGCCAUGCUCGAAUGAUGAGGAGAAUGCUCUGCCGGCAAGUCCCGUUACCGGUACGGAGGCAGCGAGUCUCAUUCAGGGCAGGCCGUUUUCGCCGUCACGGUUUUCCACGGGAUCUAGUUCGAGUAUGAAAACAAACGUACUUGGCUUUCUGGCAUUUUCUUUCACUGCCUGGCUGGGACUGGCAUCUGUAUGGUGGGCGUACAAACAUCUGCAAGCAAAGAAAGAAACUGUUUAUCGAGUAGCGGGGCCUGUGUUUAUUGUUGUUGUGGGUCUUGUGGUGGCCGUGGCCAUCAAUAUGCUGAGCAGACUCUCCUGUUUUCAGCAAGAUGGGGAGGACUCUAGCACUUCCUCCCCUAUGUGGUCGCCUGUCCCAUCUCUCGAUGAAGAGGCAGCGCUCCCUGAUGGCCUUGUCCAAUCAUCCAUUGAAAUGGAAACGGUAGGAGCUGUGCCUGAUGUUAACGAAGGCGACGUGUCCGAUGACGACAAUGAUGGAGCAAUCUCUGGAAGUGUGGUGUCAAUGGAGGAGAGAAGGGGCAGGCCCUCUGUUCAUCAACUCCUCAAACAUGCAGACAAUGGAAGACAUCCUGGGUUGUUUACUUGCGGGCCGCUUCCUCUUAUGAAGGAUAUUCGUGAGCAUACCGAGGAACGCUGCAUCAUGCGUCUUCAACAGUGCAUGCGAGGGGCAUCGCAUAACAUUGCUUUGUAUGAAGAGGCAUUUGCCAUGUAGUCUCGGCUGCCUCUGUGUGCUUUUUAGAUUAUUAGAAUGUAAAAUUUAGAUACCAUU
Molecule: messenger RNA, 2653 nt
Organism: Seminavis robusta
Lineage: Eukaryota; Bacillariophyta; Bacillariophyceae; Naviculales; Naviculaceae
Source: the annotation of a GenBank genome assembly